AUGGAACUUCAUGGAGUCUCUUCUGGUGACCUUGAUGUUAAAUCUCCGGCUGAAAAGUUCUUUAGAUCUCUCAUCGACGACAUAAACGUCCCUUUUGACAACAUUGAGGAUAAGAUGGAGAUGAAUUUGGAGGAUAGAACAUUGACGAUGAGAAUGAGUGGCUGUCUUAUCUCGGAAAUUUACAAGACGGUCAAAGCAACCAUCACGGUCAGUCCUAAGGAAGAUGGGGACGGUAGCCGCGUGGCCUGGAAGGUUGAGUUCGAGAAGAUUGGUUAUGACAUGGAAGAUCCACACUUGAUCAUCGACACUCUUGUCGACGUUCUUGUCAAUUACUUAAAGGAGACCGAUGGGAAUCUUCUUCUAUAA
Eruca vesicaria subsp. sativa (arugula) is the source of this 366-nucleotide messenger RNA. The record is from the annotation of a GenBank genome assembly. Lineage: Eukaryota; Viridiplantae; Streptophyta; Magnoliopsida; Brassicales; Brassicaceae.